GGGAUCACUUUCCCCUUGUGUCCGCCAUAUUGGACGGUAACUCUGGUCAGCGGCGCUGGGGCCGAGGGAGUCCCCGUUGCCGUGACAGUCGGUGCGCUCCGCUCCUCGGCGCCCGGGGUGGCCCGUGCCCCGGCCCUGCCCGUCCCCUCCGCUCCCGGGCGCUAGCGGCGACCCCGCGCCCCUUCCCCUCCUCCUCCUCCUUCUCCCCCCCGCUCCCUCCUCCCUUGCCCGGGUGUCAGGCACGAUGAGUCCGGCCGACGCCAAGCGCGGAGCCAAGCGCCGGAAGAACAAGCGGGGCGGCGGCCUCAGCAGCACCGGCGGGCCGGGACCCAGCGGCGGCGCCGGCGGCCUGGGCAAGGCCGGGGCGGCGGCGGGAGCGGCCCCUCUGCGGGCUGCGACCCAGGCGGCCGCCGCCUCGCCGAGCGCGGUGGGCGGCCUGCUGACAGCGCCGGCGGCGGCCGCCGGCAACGGAGCCCUGGGCGGCGGCGGGGCCGCGGCGGGACACGGCGAGGUUUCGCUAAACGGUACACAGUUCACAGACAGUUCUGUUGGAUCAGAGUUCACAGGUGUUUCUCAGACACCGUUUACCUUUGGCUUGGGCCAAAGGGCACCAUAUACAACCGGGGAGCAUUGUCUUCUCUGUAGAAGUGAACGAAAAGAUAAUUCGCUUUCAGAGAGCGGAAUAAAAAAUUCUAGCAAAACAGCACUUUCCACAUCUCCAAAAGCAAACAAUGUGCUGCAUCUUCCACUGUGGGUGUGUCCAGACUGUCGAAGAACAGUCGAAAAAGAGGAGAGGCACACUACCAUAGAGCAGUCUCUUGUGAGCCAAGAUUUCCUUUUGCACAUGCCUCUUGGAAACAGUGGAUCACAGCAGGAAUCUGUAGGAGGAGGAAGAAUAGCUGUUGGUGCGCAGACAGUGCCUGCUGCAGAUCUUAGCAAUUCCUCUCCUUCAGACAUAGCUUGUAACUGUGAGGCCUGUAACGAGCGCAGAGAAAAUUCAGCAGAGCCUGAACGUGAACCUCAGCAGCUUCAAAAUUACUGGUCAGAAGUAAGAUAUAUGGUUCGGUGUAUAUAUCGCCAAGCUGGGACCCCUUUGGCAGACGACCAAGACCAAUCUUUGGUACCAGAUAAAGAAGGAAUGAAAGAGCUGGUGGAUAGGCUUUGUGAAAGAGAUCCAUAUCAGCUUUACCAACGAUUGGAACAGCAAGCUAGAGAAUAUGUGCUUGAAAUGAAGGUUCGUCUGCUCCGACACUUGUCCCUGGGAUCUAAAGUUGCAUCAACAUUAGCAAUACAAGGGCCACCACAGGCCCACCAGUUCAUCUCACUCCUACUUGAAGAAUACAGUGCACUCUGUCAGGCAGCGUGUACAAUCAGCGCCUUUCUAGUUACUCUGGAAAAUGAACAUUUGAAGAAAUUUCAAGUGACAUGGGAAUUGCACAAUAAGCAUCUGUUUGAAAACCUGGUAUUUUCCGAGCCACUCCUGCAGAAUAGCUUGCCAAUGUUGGUGUCACAGCUAAGGCUUGGAACAACACACGAUUCCUGUAGCGAAGACAUGUACAGUACCUUGCUGCAAAGGUACCAUCAGCUGGAGCAGGAGAUGGGUCAAGUUGCUGACGCUUGGCUGGAAUGCCAGAAAAGAAUAGAUGAUUACGUUGAUGAACAGAUGGCAAUGAAAGCAAAACAACGCAUGCUGAAGGAAGACUGGGAAUUUUUUAAACAGAGACGUUUUAUUGAAGAGCAGCAGUGUCCUUUUGUGCAGCCCAUGAAACAAGACAAGAACUACUCAAGUUCAGAGUGCGUCAGCAGAAGUACCAUGCAAGAUCUUAAUAACAAGAAAGCACUAGCUGGGGAGAACAACUUCACAGACACAAUGAGACACAUGCUGUCAUCACGUUUGAGCAUGCCUGACUGUCCCAACUGUAAUUAUAGAAGAAGAUGUACUUGUGAUGACUGCAGCCUUUCGCACAUUUUAACAUGUGGCAUCAUGGAUUCUCCUAUAACGGAUGAUAUCCACAUUAACCAGUUACCGCUUCAAAUUGAUUCUGCUCCGGAUUAUCUGUCUGAGAUCCGCCCACCCAGUAUGUCUUCAGCAAGUUCAGGAUCAGGUUCCAGCUCACCUAUUACAAUUCAGCAGCAUCCCAGACUGAUCCUUGCAGAUAAUGGUUCUGCACCAACAUUCGGUAGUGAUGAUGAAGAUGUUGCACCAUUAUCAGCAAAAUUUGCUGAUAUCUACCCACUGAAUAAUUACGACGAUGCAGAGGUUGUAGCCAACAUGAAUGGAAUUCACAGCGAGCUAAAUGGCGGAGGUGAAAACAUGGCACUGAAGGAUGAGUCUCCUCAGGUAAGCAGCACCAGCAGCAGUUCCUCAGAAGCAGAUGAUGAAGAAGCAGAUGGGGAGAGCAGUGGUGAACCACCAGGGACUCAAAAGGAAGAAAUGUCUCUAGGAAAAAGGGCAUUAAGGAAAGAUGAAGCAAAAAUGGAUAGUCCACCACCCUCUUACCCCAGUCAGCAGGCUGACCAAGGUCCAAAUGCUUGUGAAUGUCAUGUUUGCAAACAGGAAGCCUCAGGUCUAACAGCCUCUGCACUUGCAACUGGACGCCUGCCUGCUGGCCACCAGUUUAUGAACCCUGAAAAACCUGCACAUCCUGCACUUCAUCUUUAUCCUCACAUCCAUGGACAUAUACCAUUGCAUACAAUUCCUCAUCUGCCCCGUCCACUUAUCCAUCCCACCCUGUAUACAGCUUCUCCCUUUACACACAAUAAGGCAUUACCGCCAGCUCCAGUUCAGAAUCAUACAAACAAGCAUCAAGUAUUCAAUGCGUCUCUUCAAGAUCAUAUUUAUCCAAGCUGUUUUGGGAGCACUCCAGAUUGGAAUAGCUCUAAAUUUAUAAGUCUUUGGGGAUCAGAGAUGAUGAAUGACAAGAACUGGAAUCCUGCUACGUUUUUGCCUGAUACAAUUCCUGGGAGUGAUAUAUUAGCACCAGCACUCUCAGAAAUAAGACCUGAAGCGCUUCCUACUACGUCUAGCAAUGAAGCAACAGCAGUUACUGACAGCAAAGAGAAAAAAAAUGCUGCGAAGAAGAAAUGUCUCUACAAUUUCCAGGAUGCCUUUAUGGAAGCUAAUAAAGUUGUCAUGGCAACCUCUUCUGCCACUUCUUCUGUCUCCUGCACAGCAACCACAGUGCAGUCAAGCAGCAACCAAUUUAAAGUAUCAUCCAAGAGACCUUCGUCAAUAGGUGAAGUGUUCCACAACAUUAAUAAAGAGGACCAUAGACAUUCUGCACCAGUUGCACCACGAAAUAGUCCUACCAGUUUAGCAUCCCUUCCUUCACUGUCUCCUGCUGCACUGUCUCCAGCCUCCACACCACAUCUUCCAAAUCUUGCUGCUCCUUCCUUCCCCAAAACUGCUGCAACAGCCCCUGGAUUUGUGGAUCCUCAUUCAGGUCUUUGUCCUACUACAGUUGCACCUCCCACUUCAACCACAGACAGCUCUGUAAGUGCCCCACCAAGUGUCUGCAGUGAUCCUGACUGUGAGGGCCAUCGCUGUGAGAACAGUAACACAUAUGACCAUCAACAGUAUGAUGGAGAGGAGAGCCAGGAUGAAGACAGCUGUUCGGAGCAUAGCUCCAGUACCUCAACUUCCACAAAUCAGAAGGAAGGAAAAUACUGUGACUGCUGUUACUGUGAGUUCUUCGGCCAUGGAGGACCUCCAGCUGCACCAACCAGUAGGAAUUAUGCAGAGAUGCGAGAAAAACUUCGUUUACGUCUAACAAAAAGGAAGGAGGAACAGCCCAAGAAACCAGAUCAGAUCUCUGAAAGGGAAAGUGUUGUUGACCACCGAAAGGUGGAAGACUUGCUACAAUUCAUAAACAGCUCUGAAACCAAACCAGUAAGCAGUUCUCGGGCAGCCAAGCGAGCCAGACAUAAGCAAAGAAAGCUUGAAGAAAAAGCUCGACUUGAAGCAGAAGCCAGGGAGAGGGAGCAUCACCAGUUGCUUGAGGAACAGAGACGGCGAGAGGAAGAAGAAGAGAGGCUGAAACAAGAAUUACAACGGCUUCAAGAACUCCAGCAGUUGCGGGCUGUAAAGAAAAAGAAGAAAGAACGAACAAGUAAAGACUGUCAGAAGGUCGACAUGCUCAAUCGAAACUGCCAGGCAGUGAAAGAAUCUGUCCCAAACGCACCUGAAGACAUUCAGAAUGGUACGCUUGAGCAAUCGGAAAAGAUAGAAACCUCCUCUGGUUCACUGGCGAGACACGUGAAUCAUACGGAACAGAGACCGGUUUCGGAGACGGGCUGUGAACUUUCCAGUCCUGUAAACGCUAGAGACUCCAAGCUGCUUUAUCAGAAAGAGGGGGGCGUGAAGCAGCAUGAGCCCCUCUCCUUUCUGCUUGAUAUUAUGCAUCAGCAUAAAGAAGGAAACAGCAAACAGAAACUAAAGCAGAUAAACAAACAGUGUGCUGAGCAAGUGAAAAAACCUGUUGAAUCCCCCAAAGCAGCCGAGAUUCAGACUAAAACCAGAAACCAAAUAGAAUCCAAAGCAAAAGCAGCAGAACUCCCAACACUUGCAGAACCUAAAAAAGAGGAGAAGAAAUUAAACAAUAACAACAGAAAACAGUUGAACCACGUAAAGGAAGAGAAAGCACCUGUAACAAGUGAAUCCCCUUCACCAAGUGAACAGCAACAAAAUAAUAAGCUAAUACUUGCAGAUUCUCCUCAACCAAAAGGCAAGAACAAGAAAAACAAGAAGAAAAAAGGGGACAAAGUCAACAAUUCCAUUGAUGAUGUGUUUCUACCCAAAGACAUUGAUCUAGACAGCGUGGAAAUGGAUGAAACAGAGCGAGAAGUGGAGUAUUUCAAAAGAUUCUGCUUGGAUUCUGCCAGGCAGACAAGGCAGAGACUUUCCAUCAACUGGUCCAAUUUUAGCUUGAAAAAAACCACCUUUGCUGCACAUUGAAAUGACACGAUAUGGGGAGUGAACCCUGCAGGAAUCAAUGAACGACAACUCCACUUACCUGUCCUGCUGUGCUGAGAGCUUAUCUGGUCUUGAGCCAGUGCUGCCUUGCCUUGUCCCCAGUGCUGUGUGGAUCUGCACUGAACCCUUUGGCCUGAUAAUUCUUGCAGACUGAAAAAUUGCCACUUUCUACCUGAAUUUGUUAGCUUGUGUGCUUGUAGUCUGUGAGUGAGACUUACUUGAUUGUAGCUGUAUGCUGUUGGAGUUGGAACAAUAGCUCUUUUCCAUCUCCUUCUGAAUGCCUUGGCCUCAAAGACUUUAAAUUGCUUAGGCUUGGGUGGAGGCCAAAAUACUAGUUUGCAUCAUCUGCAGUGGCUCCUGUCACUUCUGCAUCUAGCUAUGUUUUGUCAUUCUGACUCCUGACAAAGGAAUGGACCUAGUCAGUUGUGAUUUCAUCUGCUCCAGAAUUCUCCUGACAUGACUUCAUGAAAAAGAGGCUCUUAUGGGACAAGUAUUUCCUCGGUUCUUUCACAAUCUACUGUUUAAGAGUGUACAAGUUACGCUAUUUGUGUUUUGAUUUUUUUUCCUGACUUGUAGCCAGCUUGUGUAAGAAUACUUGCAGAAUGAGAAAAUUUAAAAAAGAACAGUACUCACACUAUCAAAUCUGUUAUAGAGUGUAUAAUUGUAUUAACACUGAAGCCUAACUGGCUACUUUUUUAACAUAUUGUUAAGUAAUAUUAAAAUCAUGUCUUUCUUUUUGAAAGAUGGAAUACAUUAGUAUGGCAGAA
Molecule: messenger RNA, 5739 nt
Organism: Columba livia (rock pigeon)
Lineage: Eukaryota; Metazoa; Chordata; Aves; Columbiformes; Columbidae
Gene: FAM193A
Product: family with sequence similarity 193 member A
Exons: 23
Coding region: 245-4954 (1569 amino acids)
Source: RefSeq, a predicted model, not a curated record